This is a messenger RNA of Pelobates cultripes (western spadefoot toad), 412 nucleotides long. The record is from the annotation of a GenBank genome assembly. NCBI's taxonomy places the organism in Eukaryota, Metazoa, Chordata, Amphibia, Anura, Pelobatidae.
AUUGCUCCCUGUUGAUACUGAGGACAUGGUUCUCCCACGUAAAAGAGCCACCCACCGGGCAAAAGUGGUGCAGACUUGGAAGAGGGCUAAAGCCCUGUCUGAUUCGUCCGACUCUGAUUUGGGCUCAGAGGAGGUUUCUGAUGGGUCUGAUGCUAUCGACUCAGAGGACUCAUCUCCUGAACACAGUGUGACUGCGUCUCCAGCUAUCGAAGCUAGAUGGGAGGCGGACGACUCUGCUUUCUUAGACCCUCAAGGGGAACCCCUUUUUGACCCUGAUGCCCUGCAUAACCCUCACUCAGCUGAAUGGUACCCCACUGACCAUGUGGCCAGAUACAUUGCAACUAGAGUUAGAAAACCCCUAGAUAAGGCCACGAGAAGUAAACUCAGAGUGCCCACGCCCUACUGUCCCUGA